AAAAACAGAAACACACAAGCUCAUAAGUACACGAGUGCUACCACUCAAAAAAAAUAAAAUAAAAAUUAAGUAGACUGAGAGACAGACCGAUGUUGGACAAAAUGAAUGUGCUAUUGCUUCGCCGUAACUAUUCAUCGACGGCAGCGGCCGUGGUGAAUAAACGCAUAUUGUCUACUGUCACACAAGGACCACAUCAAGAUCUAUUCGUUGGAACAUCAGCAGCAACUUCUUCUUCUUCAGCUUCCAAACUACGACCCCUCCCAACCGCGGUCAUCAAUUCGGCGCAACUCCUGGAUGAGGUGAAGUUAGACGGCCAGAAGUGGAUUUCCGACGCGCAAAUCGCGAACAUCAGCGAGUUGAGCUCGCUCCGGCUCCCGGCAGGCUCGUUGGUCCGGGUGGAGUAUGAGAAAACAGCACGAAGUUCAAAAUCAAAUGGUCGAAUAUUAAAUCAGAAAGAAAUAAUCGGGGUGGGUGUUUGGAACCGACACUCGUCCGUGCCGAUUCGGAUGCUGGAAAAUGAAGCACUCGACGUCCUCGCGCAGAGCAGUGAAGGCGAUGUAGUGACUGCUCUUCCGAGAAGUUUCUUAGCGUACAGAAGCGGUGGUAGGGGUUGUACUACAUCUGCAGCUGAAGAAGUUGUACUUGCGUCACACGGCCCAUCGUCACAGGUGGAUGUUGACGAGGACGCUGCGGAGGGCGCAGAUGACGACGAAAAUAUUUUCGCGGACGGAGACGAAACAACAAACGACGAACAGGUUCAGCUUUCCCGCCGACAUUGCGAGGAUUUACGGAGCCUCUUAGUAAAACGGCUGACGGCGGUUUCGACUGCAUUAUCAUCUUCCUGUGUAUUACCAGAUCAUGAUCAUGAGCGAAUUGGUACGUCAAACGAGAAACAAAGGAGCGAUAUCGCCGCGAGAGUAUCCAUCCCCUUCCUCUACACCCGCAUUCUUGACGCUGACGCCGACGGAUUCCCAGGUUUAUCUGUCGACCGCCAUGGCUUCGACGCGGCGGUUCUGACCUACAACACGCUGGGGAGUUACCACUGCUACCACGAAAUAGUGGAAAAAACCUUGGAGGACAACGGAAUCACGAAAAUUGCGCAGCACAAGCUGAUCUCAAAGAAGGAGAGGUAUUAUGCGAACGGAGCAGAAUUCGCCACGAGUUUGGUGAAAGGGACGGAUCCGAACUUUUUGGUCAGGGAGGUUCUGCCUGAAGAUGGUAGUGAAAAUCAAGCACAAAGUGGUGCUACUUCUGCUGGACAACUAGACUCCUCGAUUAAGGGACGCGACGACGAAAGCGACAUCAUGGACAUGGACAAAUUAGAUCUUCUCACUGAAGAAACAAGCACAGGGAAGAAUAAGAAUGCAAAUGCAGACACAGGGCCCCAAGCUCCCAUUUCUAACGUCCUCGAUUUCACCUUUAACGUGUACCAGCACUGCAGUCUAGGGUACGAGCGCCAGUACGACUAUUCCUCCGCGAGAAUUCGGUCCUACCUUGCGAACUUGGUGAAAGACAAGCAAUCCACGGUGCUGGACCUCUGGUGCCAUCUCGGCGAAACCGGCCUGCGUUGCGCCAGUCAGGGAAAAGCGGAAGAGGUGAUCCUGAUCGAGGAGCGAGAGCACUUCGCCGUCGCAACUUUGCAGAACGCGAAGAGAAACGGAGCAACCGCAAACAGGACGACGGUGUUGCACAAGAAGUCAAUUUUCACGGAGCUGCGGAACAUGGCGCUGGCCGGGCUGAAGUUUUCUUUGGUGGUGUGCAACCCGCCACUGGUGUUCGCGCAGCGGAAGAAAGACAGAAGGAAACAAGUAGCACUAGAUGGCGACGUCCUGGACACUGUAGGUGGAGCAGGCCAGCUGCAAAGAAGUACUCAGAUUCAUGAUCAGGACGAGCAGAGAGAUUAUAGCCAAAUUGCCGCCUCAUCCACCUGUCCUUCCGGAGAUCAUGACCUUCCGGAUGAGGACGGGUUUGAGCAGGUGGAUGACCUCGCAGCUGCUUCCACCGAAGCAGGGCGGCGUGGUAAGAUGAGAACUUCGGCAGCAAAUGACAAGUCGAUCAUGGUGCAGGAGCAAACUCCGCUCUCCCAUCAAUUUGGCAAGCGCUACCGUGUCGACCUUCGCGGCAUCUGCCCAAUUUUACGGCAAGCCGCACAGGUUACAGCGACGGACGGCUACAUUGCGGUGAAGCUGUACUUGAGCCCGCGGAACCGGUCCUGGGGACCGCAUUUGCUAAAACUCGCGUUUGAGCAGGCAGAUAGAAACGGAAGCAUCGUGAAAGAGUUCGCCAGUAGCUCGAAUUUACCGAGGAUAAUGUCCCAAGACUACGAAUUACCACACUGGUUCGUGGUCAGGGUGCAUUGAUGAAGUUAUAAUAUUAUGAAAAUCAUCAUUAUGAUGAUGGUGCCGCUACUGCAUGUAGCAUGCAACUUGCUGCGAACCGCGCAUAUUUGCACGGCUCUCUAGUAGAGAAGUCAUACACAUACAGCACAGCUGCAAGCACUAGGACUAGAAGCGCCAGCUUGCAACGCCGCAUGAGAGC
Amoebophrya sp. A120 is the source of this 2538-nucleotide messenger RNA. NCBI's taxonomy places the organism in Eukaryota, Dinophyceae, Syndiniales, Amoebophryaceae. The record is from the annotation of a GenBank genome assembly.